AUGGCGGCCGUGGAACUGAAAGGGUAUAACAAAUUGGCCGGAAAUACAUUUCCUAAUAUAGUCCCAAUGUUGUUAGGUAUCCCAGUACAGGAAAUGAACGACAGCCGCAAGUUUUAUGACAACUAUCCAUUUAUCUGGAAGGAUUUUAAGCAGGCUGGCUACGUUACCCUCAUGGGCCAGGAUUGGACUUCAAUCGCUAUAUUUCAUUACCUAUGUAAGGGGUUUAGACAGGCCCCUCUCGACUACUACAUGCGGCCCUAUAUAAGGGGGCUGGAGAGCACUAAUAGACACGGCCUUUGUUCGGGAAACAAUCUGAUAUUACAGUGUAUAUAUGAUAAAUUAGCAGAUUUUAUUACAACAUACCAUGACGUUCCUAAGUUUACCUUCACGUUUAUCACUCAGCCGUCACACGACAACCCUAAUGGACUAGGUAUAGUAGAUCUGCCUCUAAAACGGACACUGUCAGACCUUCACACACGUGGUCUACUCAACAAUACUCUACUACUAGUAUUUGGUGAUCAUGGCAGCAGAUAUGGGCCAAUUAGGAAAUCAUUUCAGGGUCGAAUUGAAGAAAGCUUACCAGCUUUUUACGUUUCUCUUCCACGUUGGUUUCGUGAAGAACACAGCGAUUUAUAUGAAAAUCUGAAAGAAAAUCGAGAUAAACUUACUAGUAAUGUUGAUGUUUAUGCUACCCUUCAGGACAUAAUAGAGCUUGGCAAAGGUCACGUGACGCCACGGGUCACCGGAAAAUACGGAACCAGUUUGCUUAGGAGGAUCAGUAGAGGUCGAACGUGUGCCGAUUUAAAAAUACCGCCUAACUUUUGCAUGUGUCAAUCAUCCAACCAUUCCUAUUCAACAAAAUCAAAUAUAUCCCUUAAUAUUUCACAGUGGGUCGUCAAAGAAAUAAACAUUAUGCUUUUAAACGUGUCUCGUUUAUGUACAAAUUUGACACUAAACAAUGUUCGCCAUAUUUGGAGUCUAGGUAGCCGACCUAAAGAUGAAGCGAAACUCUUUUCUACUAAAGUCUACUUUGUGGUACAGUUUGCUGUUUUACCGAGUCACGCUGAGUUCGAGGCAACAGUUCGAUACUUUAAGGGAGAGUUUUCCCUUAUUGGGGAAGUUUUACGUACAAACAAGUAUGCCGGGCAGUCUGACUGUGUCUUACGUCAUAAGAAUGCUAUUGUUUUGGAGAGAUAUUGUUAUUGUCGUAAAUAA
This is a messenger RNA of Pecten maximus, 1215 nucleotides long. RefSeq lists its product as uncharacterized. The record is from RefSeq and is a predicted model, not a curated record. Bases 1 to 1215 code for a protein of 404 amino acids. The transcript has a single exon. NCBI's taxonomy places the organism in Eukaryota, Metazoa, Mollusca, Bivalvia, Pectinida, Pectinidae.